ACGUGUCCGUUCUUAGUUCGUAGUUUACGCCUUAGCUAUAAGGACAGCUGAGGCCACACCCAUUGCAUCGUGCGUCGCAAAAUAACACGGAAGUAGAGUAACACGAUGAAGCAUGAGCUCCUUACAAUAGUUUCUGAGCUCUACUGGUUAAACAGGCUUCUUUUAUCAUGCUGUCUCUCCUUUUUGUGAAGUCUGCUUUAUGUGUUAAUCUCGCAGGCAUCCCACUAAUCUGAUGUCACCUUUUUUUUAUUCUUGAUCCUCGAGGGUUGGACAAAUAAUAAACCAAGAAUAACGCACACGCUGUUUUUGGUGUUCGGUGCCUGCUUUACGCACAUAAAUCGAAUGUAAUGAGUCGGGUAAUGUGGACCAGUUGUUAUUUUUGGACAUUGUAAAAAGCUUGCAAUGGAUCAGUACACAGUUCUUAAAGUCAUCGGUGAAGGAUCAUUCGGGCGUGCUCUCUUGGUUCAGCCCAACAGUGACAAAGUGAAAUGGGUUAUGAAAGAAAUACGACUGCCAAAGGCAGAGGGCGGAGUGAAGAGCGCGCGCACAGAGGCGGUGCUCCUGUCCAGAAUGAAGCAUCCAAACAUUGUGGCUUUCAGAGAGUCAUUUGAAGAUGACGGCCAUCUGUACAUUGUGAUGGAGUUCUGUAGCGGAGGUGAUCUCCUCCAAAGAAUACAGCAGCAAAACGGCUCUCUGUUCCCUGAAGAUGUGAUACUCAGAUGGUUUUCACAGAUGUGUCUGGGCACAAAGCACAUUCAUGAUAAACGAGUGCUUCACAGAGACUUAAAAUCAAAGAACAUAUUCCUGACAGACCACAGCACAAUCAAACUGGGAGAUUUUGGGUCAGCAUGUGCUCUUAACAGUGCAAAAGGUUACGCCCAGACCUAUGUUGGAACUCCAUACUAUGUGUCUCCAGAGAUCUGGGACAGCCAACCAUACAAUAACAAGAGUGAUAUCUGGUCUUUAGGCUGUGUGCUCUAUGAACUCUGCACUUUACGUCAUCCGUUUGAAGCCCGUAGCUGGAAGAGUUUGAUUUUAAAAGUGUGUCGUGGAUCAUAUAUGCCUUUGCCCAGCCACCUUCCCUAUGAGCUUCACUACUUGAUUAAACACAUGUUUAAGACUAACCCGAGAGACAGGCCUUCCAUACACACUAUCCUUAGCUCUCACCGUGUGUCCAGACUGCUCCACAGGCACCUUCCUGAAGAGGAACUAUCGAAGAAAGAAACCAAGGAACUGAAAGAGAAACGAGUAAAUCAGUGGAGAAAAGAAGAAGGAGAGAAAGUGGCCAUGUUUCUGGGUCAGAAGAGCUUAUUAAACACUACAACAUCUAAAGACACUAGUUUCAGAAAAUCAUCCGAGAAUCAGAGGGGUAACAUAGCUGCCCGAAAGAGGUGGGCAAAAGAACCCUCCAAUACAGUGCUGCAGGUCUUUAGGAAUGCUGACAUCAUUUCCUCUGGUGACACGGCAACCGCACAGGGGUCUGACUCCACAAAAGCAGAGGGAUUUACAGAAAUGAAGAAACAGGAGAGAAGGCAAUGGGACACGGAUCCACCUGAAAGACUUUUGAGCCUCCUGGAGAAAGCGCCUCUAAGCGCAGCCUUCAGCACAUACGUUAUCCACAAGCACAAUCAAGAUGCUCCAGAUGGACCCGAAGAAGUUCAUACUGACCAGGAUAGGCUGGAACCCCGUUCAGACGACGAAGACACUGAUUUCGAAGAGGAUUACCAUUUUGAUUGGCAAGCCGAGCUGGAGAAAAUAUUUGUUGAAAAUGUACACUAAAAAAUGUUUCAAAUUCAUCAAGGUGUAUGUGUCUAUUUGAAUAUACAAUAGAAUGUACUAUAAAUUAACAUUUAUAAAUAAAUGUGUAAUGAUA
This is a messenger RNA of Hemibagrus wyckioides, 1873 nucleotides long. It is a transcript of the gene nek3, whose product is annotated as NIMA related kinase 3. The transcript is spliced from 13 exons. The coding region runs from base 403 to 1779 and encodes 458 amino acids. Gene Ontology annotation, molecular function: ATP binding; protein kinase activity. Gene Ontology annotation, biological process: protein phosphorylation. NCBI's taxonomy places the organism in Eukaryota, Metazoa, Chordata, Actinopteri, Siluriformes, Bagridae. The record is from RefSeq and is a predicted model, not a curated record.